Messenger RNA from Lontra canadensis (Northern American river otter), 1759 nucleotides. Its product is annotated as T-cell-specific guanine nucleotide triphosphate-binding protein 2-like. Lineage: Eukaryota; Metazoa; Chordata; Mammalia; Carnivora; Mustelidae. Gene Ontology annotation, molecular function: GTP binding; GTPase activity. Gene Ontology annotation, cellular component: endoplasmic reticulum membrane. The coding region runs from base 72 to 1388 and encodes 438 amino acids. Gene Ontology annotation, biological process: defense response; cellular response to interferon-beta. The record is from RefSeq and is a predicted model, not a curated record. The transcript has 2 exons.
UGGCCAGGACUGAUGUUAUAUUUUUCCUUCCCUCUUCUCUUCUCCCCAUAGUGCCUUCUCCUGCUCCAGCCAUGGGUCAGUCCCCCUCUUCCCAACCCUCUCAUGGUGGUGAUUUGGCCUCCAGCUUUGAGAAGUUUUUUAAGGACUUCAAGAUGGAAAGCAAAAUCAUCUCUCAGGAAGCCAUCAAGUCAAUUCAAUCAAGCCUGAAAGCGGGGGACCUUCAGAGUGCAGUUUCUGUCAUCAAUAAUGCAUUGAGAGAUAUCAAUAAAGCCCCACUGAGCAUUGCUGUGACUGGGGAGUCUGGGACAGGGAAGUCCAGCUUCAUCAAUGCCAUACGGGGUUUGCGGGAUGAGGAGGAAGGGGCUGCCGCUACUGGGCCGGUAGAGACAACCAUGGAGAGAACGAAAUAUGAACACCCAAAGCUUCCCAAUGUGACAUUAUGGGACCUGCCUGGCAUAGGGACCACUACAUUUCCACCUCAUGAGUAUCUGGAGAAAAUGAGAUUUAAGGAGUAUGACUUCUUUAUCAUCAUCUCUGCUACCCGCUUCAAAAGCAAUGAUGCACAACUGUCUUCAGCAAUUGAAAAAAUGAAGAAGAAUUUCUACUUUGUUCGAACUAAAAUAGACAGUGAUUUAAGUAACGUAAAAAGGUGUCAACCCAACAAAUUUAACGAACAAGAAACCCUGGAACAGAUCCGCAAUGACUGUGUGAAUAACCUUAAAAAGGCCAAUGUGAGUGAUCCUCAGGUCUUCUUAAUCUCCAGCUUUGACUUGGCUGACUAUGAUUUCCCAAGGCUGGAGAGUACCCUUCUGAGGGACCUCCCAGAGCAUAAGCGCCACAUCUUUAUGCAACACCUGCCGAAUAUUACUGAGGCCACCAUUGACCGAAAGAAGGAUUCCCUGAGACAGAAGGUCUGGCUGGAGGCCAUGAAGGCUGGAGCAUCGGCCUUUGUCCCUAUGAUGGGUUACAUCAGUGGUAACGAUAUGGAGACUUUAAAGGACUCUUUAACCCUCUACAGGGUUUUCUUUGGGCUGGAUGACUCAUCCCUGAAAAUCAUGGCCAAGGACUUGGAUGUAUCGGUGGAGAAACUCAAGGAAAACCUUAAGUUUCCCCAUUUGCUAUCAGUUGAGAAGGAUGAGGAAUCCCUAGGAGAAAAACUGCGGAGAUAUGUGGAAAAAUUCUGCUCUGUUAGUGGAGGACCCAUUGCCUCUGGUAUUUACUUUAACAAGAUUUUCUACCUUCAAAAUAUUGUCCUUGAGACUGUAGCGGAUGAUGCAAAAGUUCUUCUUAAAAAACAGAUUUCUAAGGACUUUGAGGACUCUGGGCAAGCCUCUUUACCUCAGGAUGUUGGGAAUGAAAAUGGGAAAAGUAAGACAGCCAGCUCCUGAAUUAUUCUCAGUGCUGCUAUGGCACUGGUGCCUGGAAAGAUGACUUAGGGCUUCCUUUAAGCAUUCUGACCCACUGCCCUCAAGGGUAUCACAGACAUUUCCAUAAUACACUCUUGAAUAAACCACUAAUGUAAUGACUAUUAUUUGACAGUGAGAGCAAUGACCUCUGAAGAAUCCUUCCUUUGUAUGAUUGUUUUGGGAAAAGUGAAGGACAGUGAUCUGGAAUUUUCUGAUUAGUGGAGAGAAUAACUCUUUGUGUGAUGGUUACUUCCUACACAGCACCGGUCUUUCUACUGACAUACUAGUAAAAAAUGGCUAUGCACAGAGUGGGUUCUGAAAAUGAAUUUUGAAAUAAACACAUGCAUAGUGCA